Messenger RNA from Opisthorchis viverrini, 324 nucleotides. RefSeq lists its product as hypothetical. NCBI's taxonomy places the organism in Eukaryota, Metazoa, Platyhelminthes, Trematoda, Opisthorchiida, Opisthorchiidae. Bases 1 to 324 code for a protein of 107 amino acids. The record is from RefSeq and is a predicted model, not a curated record. The transcript has 3 exons.
AUGAAGCACCAGAGCCGGGAUACUGUCAGGUUUCCCAAGCCUAGACAGAAUAAGACGAGAAGCACAGGUCGGGUUCGAACUAAGAACCUUCCGGUCGGUAAAUCCGCGGUCCAACCACUGAGGCAUGUCGCCCUCUUUGGGAAUACGAAAGCCGAUUACGAUCACUGUGAAAAUGAAGGUGCAGGAAAUGAACGGUUGCCAUGCCACCCAAAGGAUGCACGAGGGCUGGGAUACUGCCCAAGCCUAGACAAGGUUAGUCGGGAGACAGAGGUCGGGCUCGAACCAUGUACCUUCCGGUCAGUAAAUUCGCCCUCUAACCGCUAG